Messenger RNA from Lolium perenne, 1086 nucleotides. RefSeq lists its product as uncharacterized. The record is from RefSeq and is a predicted model, not a curated record. NCBI's taxonomy places the organism in Eukaryota, Viridiplantae, Streptophyta, Magnoliopsida, Poales, Poaceae.
UAGUGUUGCACAUACCCAACUUACUCAUCUCUCUGUCUAUCUGUCUGUUUGUCUCUCUCUCAGCUAUAAGAAUCAAUCUUCCCGCCCGCUCUCUGCAAGCAAAGCGCCAUUACCUCUUGGUUUCCUAUCAAGACGCCAAUCAAUCCAGCUGCUGCUGCUGCUACAGGAAUGGACGGUCGUGUUGAGGAGAACGGCCAUGGAUGCCACGGCGGUGGUGAUGUGUCGGAGUGGAAGAAGGUGGCGGAGCUGAGGGCCGUCGCUGAGGCCCAGGACCCCGCAGCCAAGGAAGAGGAUGACUUUGCAUUGCGUCGGUUCCUUCGAGCCCGGGACCACAACAUAAGCAAGGCAACAGCCAUGCUCCUUCAAUACCUCUCCUGGAAACGCUCCACCAAACCACACGGAUUCAUUUCAGAUGAUGAGGUUCGUGGCGAGAUCGCGAAGAACAGGGACUGCAUGAAGGGUUUUGAUCGCCUAGGCCGCCCCUUGGUGUAUCUCUACGCUGCACGCCAUUUCCCGGUCCGGCGCGACUUUGAGGAGCUGAAGCUCUACGUUACCUAUGUCCUAGACAAAAUAUGCACCAGGCUGCCGGUGGGGCAGGAGAAGUUUGCGGCGGUGAUAGACCUGGGUGGGUGGGGGUACUCGAACUGCGACAUUCGUGGGUACCUGAUGGGGUUGGAAAUCAUGCAAAGUUAUUACCCGGAGAGGUUAGGGCGGGUGUUUCUAAUUCAUGUGCCCUACAUGUUCAUGGCUGCGUGGAAAGUGGUGUACCCGUUCAUUGAUGAAAAGACCAGGAAGAAGUUUGUGUUCGUUGCCAAUAGAGACCUCGAUGCCACACUUAAGGAUGCUAUCGACGAGUCCGAGCUCCUUGAAGAGUAUGGUGGUAAGCUAAAGCUGCAGUGCUAGGACAAUUCACUAUUGUCCAUGGCUAGCGAAUGAGAUCAUUAUCAUGCAUAUGCAAUCAAGAAUGUAGCGAAACGGUGUCGGCGGAGCCUUGGCUCAUUAGCCUAUUGUAACUACUUCUUUCAAAAGAAUUAACUAUAAGUGUGGCAUCCUACAAAACAGCAUCAAAAGCUUUACCCCUUUUCA